AAGUAUGAACCUGAAAAUGAGCAACAUAUGGGACCUUUAAAUGUAUUCCUGCCCCUGCUCCUGGAGCCCUCAGCUCCUCAUAUGGUCACGGUGUCCCCGCCCAUGAAGCUCCAGCAGCAGACUCCCACCACUAGUGUCUCCGCCCAGUGCGUGAGUCUGGAAGAUAACAGUGGAAACUGGGCAGGGUUUUCCUGCACAUGAAAGCAGCCUUCUGUGUGUGCACACUGUACUUUCUCUUUUGGAGAGAUGAUGACACGCUGACUGCCUUUAACUUCCACUCGCUGUGACAUUUUCCUGCUUCAGUGUUGCACAACUUUGGGAAGUACGCGCAUUUGUUGUGAGCGCUGAAGGAGGAAUGCACGGAUCUGGUUGCUUUUCCUCUCGAACAGCGUCGUGACUUCGGCCAACCUGCUGUGUCUUAACUCUCUUGUGUUUUUUAUCUGAGCCGUGCAAUCCACAGUAAACAUGCAGCAUGUUGCGUGGUUGCACCUCUAACAGGUUUGCAACGUCGUGCCUGUCUGUGCAGAAGACGCAGCUCCAUAUUAUGGGUAACCUCCGUGCGUAAAGCUGGCUCUCCAUGGAGGAGGACUGGUGGUGGAGAAGCCUCAUCAUCACAACGCGCACUUUAAAGACAAGUGAGAAGUGAAUAUUGAAAUAUGAUGAGUCAGGACCACGACGGGAUCUCCUUACCGGUGCCUUGCUUCGGAGUGUGUCCCAGCAGAGUGAGCCUCGGUGGGGAGAGCUGCAGCAGCAGUGGAGGAGGAGGUGGAGGAGGUGGAGGGAUACCUGCAGCUGGGACUUUCUGGCAGGACUCGGUGAUCGGUGGUGGUGGAGGUGGCGGGUUAUGCACGACUCCAGUGAGCAGUCCUCUGGAUGGAGGGGGUCUGCUCUCCAAGUCACCGUGCAAAAGCAGGCCGGUGACGGUGGCCUACGUGGUGAACGGAGAGGCGAGCCAGCAGAACAACGCGGAGAGCAUGGCUCUGCAGUGUCUGAAGGACGCCUGCGACACGGUGGGCAGCAAGCUGGAGACCGUCAACUUUGGCAAGCUGGACUUUGGGGAGACAACGGUGCUGGACAGCUUCUACAAUGCAGACAUCGCUGUGGUGGAGAUGACGGACGCCUUCCGCCAGCCCUCGCUCUUCUACCACCUGGGGGUCAGAGAGAGCUUCAGCAUGGCCAACAACAUCAUCCUGUACUGCGACACUAACUCCGACUCCCUCCAGUCUCUGCAGGACAUAAUUUGCCAGAAGAACACUACGUGUUCAGCCAACUACACCUUCAUCCCGUACAUGGUGACGCCCCACAACAAGGUGUACUGCUGUGAGAGCAGCCUGAUGAAGGGCCUGACGGAGCUGAUGCAGCCCAGCUUCGAGAUGCUGCUGGGGCCCAUCUGCAUGCCGCUGCUCGACCGCUUCGCCCAGCUGCUCAAAGUGUCGCAGGCAAACUCCCACUUCUUCUCUCACAGCCAGUAUUUCCGAGAGACGAUCCUGAAUGAGAUCCGUAGGGCUCGGGAGCUGUACACCGGCAUGGAGCUGUCCGCCGAGCUGAGCCGCAUCCAGCAGCGUCUGGACAACGUGGAGUGCCUUUCGGUCGACAUCGUCAUCAACCUGCUGCUGACAUACAGGGACAUCCAGGAUUAUGAGUCCAUCGUGAAGCUGGUGGAGACUCUGGAGAAGCUUCCGACCUUUGACCCCGUGGCUCAUCCACAUGUGAAGUUCCACUACGCCUUUGCACUGAAUCGGAGGAACCUGCCGGGCGACAGACAGAAGGCUCUGGACAUAAUGCUGCCCCUGGUGGAGGGCGAGGAGCAGGUGGCCUCGGACAUCUACUGCCUGGUGGGACGGAUCUACAAGGACAUGUUCCUGGAGUCUCACUUCACUGACACGCCGAGCAGAGACAGUGGCACACACUGGUUUAAAAAGGGGUUCGCGUCAGAGCCGACACUACACUCUGGGAUCAACUAUGCUGUUCUACUCCUGGCAGCCGGACACCAGUUUGAGACGUCUUUGGAGCUUCGUAAAGUGGGAGUGAAGCUGAGCAGCCUGUUGGGGAAAAAAGGCAGCCUGGACAAGCUGCAGAGCUACUGGGACGUGGGCUUCUUCCUGGGCGCCAGCAUCCUGGCCUGCGACAACACCAGGGUCAUCCAGGCCUCUGAGAAACUCUUCAAACUCAAAGCCCCCAUCUGGUACCUGCGCUCGCUGGUGGAGACCAUCCUGAUCUACCAGCAGUUUAAGAAACCCGGCAUGGAGCAGCCGGCGCCCAAGCAGGAGCUGGUGGACUUCUGGAUGGACUUUCUGGUGGAGGCCACCAAGAAAGACGUCUCCUCUGUCCGAUUUCCUGUGUUGAUAUUAGAGCCCACUAAAGUGUACCAGCCUUCAUAUUUGUCCAUAAACAAAGACGUGGAUGACAACACGGUGUCUAUCUGGCAUGUCGCCCCUGAUGACAAGCACAAGGGGAUUCACGAGUGGAACUUCAGCGCCACAUCAGUACGAGGUGUCAGCAUCUCCAAGUUUGACGAGCGCAGUGCCUUCCUCUACGUGCUCCACAAUGCAGAGGACUUCCAGAUCUACUUCUGCACAGAGAUGCACUGUAAAAGAUUCUGCGAUCUGGUCAACAGCAUAGCAGAGGAGGCCUGGAAAGGUCCAGAGGAGGGAGACUGUGACGCCGACGCCUUAGAGUACGACUAUGAGUACGAUGAGCACAGAGAGAGGGUGGUUCUGGGAAAAGGCACAUUUGGAGUCGUGUACGCGGGCCGAGACCUCAGCAACCAGGUCCGCCUGGCCAUCAAAGAAAUACCAGAGAGAGACAGCAGGUACUCUCAGCCGCUCCACGAGGAGAUCGCUCUCCACAAGCACCUGAAGCACAAGAACAUCGUCCAGUACCUCGGCUCCAUCAGCGAGAACGGUUUCAUAAAGAUCUUCAUGGAGCAGGUGCCUGGAGGAAGUCUGUCUGCUCUGCUGAGGUCCAAGUGGGGCCCUCUGAAAAACAACGAGCCCACCAUCGGCUUCUACACGCGGCAGAUCCUGGAGGGACUCAAGUACCUGCACGACAACCAGAUAGCUCACAGAGACAUCAAGGGCGACAACGUUCUCAUCAACACCUACAGCGGCGUCCUGAAGAUAUCUGAUUUUGGCACAUCCAAGAGGUUGGCUGGGAUCAACCCCUGCACUGAGACUUUCACAGGCACACUUCAGUACAUGGCUCCUGAAAUCAUAGACAAGGGUCCUCGAGGGUACGGCAAGCCAGCGGACAUCUGGUCUCUGGGCUGCACCAUCAUAGAGAUGGCAACUGGGAAACCACCUUUCUAUGAGCUGGGAGAGCCGCAGGCCGCUAUGUUCAAGGUGGGCAUGUUUAAGAUCCACCCCGAGAUCCCAGAGUCCAUGUCGCUGGAGGCCAAAGCCUUCAUCCUGCGCUGCUUUGAGCCAGACCCGGACCGCCGCGCCACCGCCUUCGACCUGCUCACCGACGAGUUCCUCACCGUCACCAGCCGCAAGAAGAAGGGCAAAAGCAGCUUCACAGCUCUGUCACCGGGUUCUGAGUACCUGCGCAGUAUCUCCCUGCCGGUGCCGGUGGUGGUGGAGGACACCAGCAGCAGCAGCGAGUACGGCUCCGUCUCCCCUGACAACGACCUCAACAUCAACCCCUUCAUCUUCAAGCCCAGCGUGAAGUGCUACAGCGAGAGGGAUGUCAAGGGGCCGAGGUCCCUCUUCCUCAGCAUUCCAGUGGAGAACUUCGAGGACCACAGCGCGCCGCCGUCUCCCGAUGAGAAGGAUUCGGGCUUCUUUAUGCUUCGGAAGGACAGCGAGAGACGAGCCACGCUGCACCAAAUCCUGACCGAGGACCGGGACAAAGUGGUGGCCAACCUGAUGGAGGCGCUCACACAGGGCUCUGAGGAAAUGAAGCUGAAGCCUCAGCACAUCUCCACUCUCGUGGUCAGCCUGGCCGACUUUGUUCGCAUGGCGGACAGGAAAAUCAUCGCCAACACGUUGUCUCAACUCAAGCUGGAGCUGGACUUCGACAGCACCGCCAUCAGUCAGCUGCAGGUCGUGCUGUUUGGCUUCCAGGACGCUGUAAACAAAGUGCUGCGAAACCACAACAUCAAGCCUCACUGGAUGUUCGCUCUGGACAACAUCAUCCGCAAAGCCGUGCAGACCGCCAUCACAAUCCUGGUGCCAGAGCUGAGGCCUCACUUCAGCCUGGCCUCAGAAAGCGACGCGGCCGACCAGGAGGACGUCGACGACGACGGCGAGCCGGAGAGAAACCAGAGCCGGGCACCUACUGUCGCCGCUCACGACGACCCCGUGGUCACCUCGGGAGUCAGCACGCUCAGCUCCACCGUCUCACACGAGUCCCAUAAUGCACAGCGCUCUGUGAGCAUGGAGCUGGGCCGCAUGAAGCUGGAGACCAACAGGCUGAUGGAGCAGUUGCUGGAGAAGGAGAGAGAAUAUCAGGCCAUCCUGCAACAAGUGCUGGAGGAGAGAGAGCAUGAGAUCAGACUACUGAGGCUGCGAUCUGAGCCCGCAGAUGUCCCGUCGUCACCAGGUGAACCUGAUGGACAGAGGAGUCCACCUGCAGAGAGACAGGAAGACUCAGAGAUGACCAGCUGGCUGAGGCUUUACGGCGCCGACCAGGACGCCAUAGACAGAAUACUGAACGAGGAGUACACGUUGAACGACAUCCUCCACGAUGUAACAAGAGACGAUCUGAGGAGUUUAAGACUGAGAGGUGGGAUCCUGUGUAAACUAUGGAAGGCCAUCACAGACUACAGGCAGAAGCCAACCUGAGGCCUUAAGUGGCGACAACCACUCAGAGAAGCCAGGACCUUUGUCCCAACAGCUCAGUAUUCUCCUCUUUACCUCAGUAUUUAUAAGAGCAAGACUUUUAGGAGAAGAACCUGUGUUCGCCGUGAGCAGCUUUCCACUCGUACAAGAAACUCUUUGACUGGUCUUGUCGGAGUAUUUUGAUAAUUUUGGAAAACAAAAAGGUCACUUUGAAAGCAUCAAUUACUGAGAAGUGCCACUAGUUUUGCUACGGCUGACGGACGUCACACAGCUUUUUGUUACAUGUGCGUUAAAAAUGACAAUUGGUGAGAAAAUCUAUUGAAAACUGUCAAAACAUUUUUCUCCUCUUUACAAGAUGUAACGUUUACAGAACUGGAGACUGACAGUUUUCUAAUACAAGCCUGAGAUACAAACAAAAUACUACAAAAUCAUCUGUACUAAUGUUUUUUCUUUUUUAUCAUAGGCAUCGUAUCACUACUUUAUUUAAAUGUAUUUUUAAUUUAAUUGUUAUGGUAAUCUGAAGGAUGUCAGUGCAUGCCCUGUUUUUAUUUUUAUCCAGAUUUAUUUAAUUUUUUUUUUCCACAUUUCCUUUUAUAAUACGAAUCUACAUUUUUAUUUUUCAGACACGUGUAAAUAUUGAGUUAUAGAAUUAUAUGUGAAUGACAUUUCCGUACUUUAAAAACACAUUGAUUACAUAGUUAAAUCUCCAUGUGGAUUGGACCGAGUCUAUAAUGAACACAAGUGAAAAAUUAAUUGUAUAUUUUCUAGUGUCAAAGAUCAUAGGAUAUAUAGUAUUUACUUAGUAAUUAAUAUUAUCUUGCUUGUGUAGAUAUGAUCAUUCAAUCAGAUGUAUGUUGUAAUGAAAAAAAAAUCUGAAAUGCAAGCAAAUUUCAUAUGAAAGAGCCUUUUUUAUGUAAAAAAACAUGAUGUCAGAAAUGGGGAACAUAAUCAUGAGCAGUGUGUCCGUUUUGUUUCAUAUCUAAAAUUAUUCAAGAUUUUUGUGUCAUAUUGUUAAAAUAAAACUUUCCAUCUUGAAACUGUGAAA
This is a messenger RNA of Sebastes umbrosus (honeycomb rockfish), 5826 nucleotides long. It is a transcript of the gene map3k5, whose product is annotated as mitogen-activated protein kinase kinase kinase 5. The record is from RefSeq and is a predicted model, not a curated record. NCBI's taxonomy places the organism in Eukaryota, Metazoa, Chordata, Actinopteri, Perciformes, Sebastidae. Gene Ontology annotation, biological process: cellular response to stress; protein phosphorylation; MAPK cascade. Gene Ontology annotation, molecular function: ATP binding; MAP kinase kinase kinase activity. The coding region runs from base 657 to 4784 and encodes 1375 amino acids. The transcript is spliced from 30 exons.